Messenger RNA from Crotalus tigris (Tiger rattlesnake), 855 nucleotides. Its product is annotated as urotensin-2-like. Bases 249 to 623 code for a protein of 124 amino acids. NCBI's taxonomy places the organism in Eukaryota, Metazoa, Chordata, Lepidosauria, Squamata, Viperidae. Gene Ontology annotation, molecular function: hormone activity. The record is from RefSeq and is a predicted model, not a curated record. Gene Ontology annotation, biological process: blood vessel diameter maintenance; regulation of blood pressure. The transcript is spliced from 4 exons. Gene Ontology annotation, cellular component: extracellular region.
CACCACGCAAGGAGACAAUUUAUGGUCUAUGAAGCGACUUUGAAGGAUGACCUCAGUGCCCAAGAUGUUGUUUGUGUUUCUUGUCAACGGACAAUACGUUGGUUGGAGAAUUUUGGGGUGGGGCGGAGACCACGGACGUGAUGAGGUCACAGGUGGGCUACAGCAUAUAAGCCCAAGGUGGGAAAACCUCUGGAGAUACGCAACGGCACGCAGGGAACUCCAGACACACCAAAGGUUGGGUGCAAAUAAUGGGGAAGCUGGGCUGGUGCUGCCUUUUGCUCUUCAGCCUCUGUGGCCAGCUGUGGGCCGUACCCCGGACCAGCGAGGAGCUUUCUGCUUGGGCCCCAGUCAACAAUGAAGAGGCCAAGCUAAGCCUGGAUCCUUUGACCAGCAGAAGAUCCUUCCAGCAAAUCUUAACCAGGAUACUAGGAGCACAGACAGAGGACAAUUCGAGCAAAGCAGAUCUUGGUCCCCCCCGCUUCAGUCCCAGGGAAUCGGUUGAGGAGGCACCGGUUGAAAGCUUUUCCCGGAACAUGCUGUUAAGACGCUUAUGGGAAUCUGCCAGGAAGCAGUACAAGGAACGCAGGAAUCUCUCCCAAUGCUUUUGGAAAUAUUGCGUGUGACCGGCUGGGAUCCCUCUUGCUUCCAGGUGCCCUUAGUCCCUCGCCCUAUAAUUUAUGAUGUGAUCAAGCAAUAGACUAGAUUCCUGCAUAUCGUUUCUGAAAAUGCACACGUCAUGAAAAUAAAGACAUACUGAAGAUGAAACUCCUAUGUUACUUGCAUGGGAUUUAAUAAAUCUGUUAGAAAUUCUGUAUAUAGCCCUAUAGAACGGACAGUGCACAGUCCCCAUGUGCU